Molecule: messenger RNA, 3533 nt
Organism: Metopolophium dirhodum (rose-grain aphid)
Lineage: Eukaryota; Metazoa; Arthropoda; Insecta; Hemiptera; Aphididae
Product: zinc finger protein 3 homolog
Exons: 20
Coding region: 667-2838 (723 amino acids)
Biological process (GO): regulation of transcription by RNA polymerase II
Molecular function (GO): DNA-binding transcription factor activity; RNA polymerase II cis-regulatory region sequence-specific DNA binding
Source: RefSeq, a predicted model, not a curated record
UAUUAUUUUAAAAUUUGGCUCCAAUUGUUUCCCAAUGGCAAACAUUUAAUUAUUCAUAGUUUCUGACUUUCUGUUCUAUUCUCGAUAGUGACAGUGUCAGAAAUCAAAUCAAUGCAUGGAUGAUUACAAAAUAUCACAAAUUAUUAUGACUUGGGUAAACAAAAUGUAUUAAACAUUUAUACAUAUAUAUAUAUAUAUAAUACCUAUAUUGUUUUUGUUUAAGUCAUAAUUUAGAAGAAUGAAGAAGAAUGGCUAUCGGAACAGAAGAUUUUGUUACAAUAGCAAGUAUUAUAAAACGCGAAAUUCAGAAACGCAAGAAACAAAAAAAAACCAAAAAUGAGUUGAUAAAUUGUAUUCUUAUAUCUAAUGCUUCAGCUGAAGAUGAAACAGAACUGAUAUUAUCAAAAAAAAAAAAGAAAAAAAAAAAAAAAAGACAAAAAAAAGGUACAAAAUAAUAAAAAAUUAAAAAAUGAUAAAUCUAUAUUGACGAUACAAAAGCAUUAUACUGAGACCUGUGAUGACAACGACAAGCAUUUGAUUAAAAACGAAACAGGGUAUUCUAAUUUAAGCAAAGAUGAAUUCACAAAAAAGAUUCCUAUUGCUAAUACUUCAGAAGGCGACUCAUUAUUUAAAAAAAAGAAGAAGAAAAAGAAGCGAGAUAAAAUAAUGGUGCAAAAUGUUAAUAAUUUCGAAAACGUUAUAGCUACAUUGAGAUUAGAGAAGUUUCAUACUGAGACCUGUGAUGGCAAUUACAAACAUUUGAUUAAAGGCAAUACAGGGUAUUCUAAUUUAAGCAUAGAUGAAUUCCCAAGAAAUAUUCCUAUUGCUAAUACUUCGGAAGGCGACUCUUUAUUUAAAAAAAAGGAGAAGAAAAAGAAGGGAUAUAAAAAAAUGGUACAAAAUGAUGAAAAUAUGAAUAACAAUAUAGGUACAUUGAAGGUAGAUAAGUUUUAUAAUGAGACCUGUGAUGACAAUGACAAGCAUUUGUAUAAAGACGAAACAAUGGACUAUAAUUUCAACAAAGAUGAAUUGAUAAGAAGAAUUUUCAUUGCUAAUGCUUCAGAAGAUGUCCUGUUAUUUAAAAAAAAGAAGAAGAAAAAGAAGGGAAAUAAAAAAAUGGUACAAAAAGAUAAAUAUUUGAAAAACGAUAAAAGUACAUUGGAAGUAGAACAAUUGUAUAAUGAUACCUGUGAUGACAAUGUCAAGUAUUUAAAUAAAAUCAAUAUAAGUGCUUCCAAUUUAAAUAAAGACAAUUCAACAAGUAUUCAAAUUGCAAAUGCUUCAGAACAUGAUGAAGAAUUGACAUUUUUAAAAAGUCCAUUAAAGAAAUCCAAGAAAAAAAAGAAAAAAUCUAAGAUGGCAAUAAAAGAAGAUACUGAUUCGUCAAAAUACGAAACUAUACAAAAAAAUCUUAUAAAUAUGGAAGACCUGAAAAAAUAUAUAUCUGAUCAGCAGUCUAAUGAGAUUCACAUUGAUCCUGCUAUGAUUGACACUCCUUAUAAUUCGAGAAUUUCAAAAGUCCAUGAUGAGGAGUACCCUGAUUUAUUUCAAAAAUUAUUCAAGAACAAAAAGAAAGAUAAGAAAAAAUCUAUUAAGGCCGUUACUACUAAAGAACUUGUGUCUCCGAAACAAUUAAAUAAACGUAAACGACAGACGACUGAUAGGGAAUAUUCGAAAAACUAUUCCCUUCAAUCAGUGGACAUGGAUGUGGAGACAUGUUAUGAUAGUAUUAAUUCUAUUGACGAUGACGGCGUAAAGAAAUUGGAAUUGUUUGAUUCUUUGGACGAUCACACGUCGGAAUAUCGCAUUAUGACCGACACAGGUAUGAAUUAUGGCCAAUAUUGUAAUCAAACAUUUAACAACGUCAACGGUGUAUACAGUCACGAAAAUGUUCUCACUGGAAACACUCCUCUCCAGUGCGACGUUUGUUUUAAAACGUUUAGUUAUAAAUCUAAAUUGCAUAUACAUAAAAGAACGCACACCGGGGAGAAACCAUAUGCGUGCAAUGUUUGCGGCCGAUUAUUUUCGGCCCAAGGAAAUUUGGUUAGACAUAAAAGAACGCAUUCCGGGGAGAGGCCAUAUUCUUGCAACGUUUGUUGUCAAUCAUUUUCACGUAAGUCAACAUUGGUUGUACAUACAAGAACGCAUACUGGGGAGAGGCCAUAUACUUGCAGCAUUUGUGGAAAUUCAUUUUCGAGGAAAGAACAUCUGGUUAUACAUAAAAGAACGCAUACCGGGGAGAAACCAUAUGCGUGCAAUGUUUGCGGCCGAUUAUUUUCGGCCCAAGGAAAUUUGGUUAGACAUAAAAGAACGCAUUCCGGGGAGAAACCAUAUGCGUGCGACGUUUGUGGAAAUUCAUUUUCGGUGCAUGGACAUUUGGUUAGACAUAAAAGAACGCAUUCCGGGGAGAGGCCAUAUUCUUGCAACGUUUGUUGUCAAUCAUUUUCACGUAAGUCAACAUUGGUUGUACAUACAAGAACGCAUACUGGGGAGAGGCCAUAUACUUGCAGCAUUUGUGGAAAUUCAUUUUCGAGGAAAGAACAUCUGGUUAAACAUAAAAGAACGCACACCGGGGAGAAACCAUAUGCGUGCAAUGUUUGUGGAAAUUCAUUUUCGCAGCAAGUAAGUUUGGUUAGACAUAGAAGAACGCACACCGGGGAGAGGCCAUAUACUUGCAACAUUUGUGGCCGACUAUUUUCUCGUAAAUCAGUUUUGGUUGUACAUUAUAGAAUACACACAGGUGAAAGACCAUACGAGUGCGGCCAGUGUGAAAAAAAGUUCUCAGCAAGCGGUGAUUGUGUAAGACAUACACGAAGAGUUCAUAACAAAUGUUUUUAAACUCGUUAUGAACGUUUGAAUUCGUCUGCUCGGGCGUUCGGGACGAACAAAAAACAAUACCAUAUAGUUCUCACUCUCAACGAUGAUCGUCUGUUGUGAAUAAAACCUUGCGUAGUAACUGCGGUGUCCACUGACGUCUGGCGUUAUACUUUCAUCGAUCGUCUUCGAAAUCGGUCGCACCGGGAAAUCUUCCUACUCUUGAGUGCGACGCUUGUAACAACACGCACCUACAUCAUUUUAUGUAAACUCUUUGAACGAAGAUCGCAAGUCGGUAUGAAACAUCGCGCGUUUGACGUUUGUGGUAUUUGCUUUUCAGUAGAAGCUACGAUAUUCAACCAUUUCAACCACACUUUUACGCACUUUGAAAAACGUAUAUUGUUGCGAUAUUUCAAAAAGCUACGGAUAUUUUUUAAUUUGUUACAAACGUUAUUAUAAGUAUAUUAAAAACCAAAACCUUUUCGUGUACAGUGUACAGUAAUGGAUGUAUUGCUUCUAUAGUUCUAUCAAUGUAAAUAUUCUCUACUUUAGAAUUAUUCUGUGAGCAGAUAGCGAGUAUAAUCUACUCGACUAAAAUUAGAAAAUAAUACAAUGUAUAUAUUAGUUAUAAGUUAUAACUGUAGACUGUUGUUCAAUUUGAUUUCGUAACAUAUUAUACUAAUCAUAUUAAAUAAGAACUAAAUUCAGUUUGUAUAGAA